CACUAUUUAAAGCCACCAUUGUGGAGGUGUAUAAUCCUAUCCUCCCCUCGCCCUGUUUAUUAAGAUCUGCCUCCGAACUUCAGUACAGGAAGUAUGCACAGUAUACGGGAAAGCAUCUCCCAUGAUUUGUGAAAUGAAAUUCACUGUGUAAGGAUGCUGAAUAGUGCCUGUUUGUGAAAGACUGGUGAUUGUUUGUGGUAUACUGGUGCCUGUCGGUCAAAUACUGCUGAAUGGUGUUUGUCGGUUCUCCCUUAACCGAUGUAUAUCUGUACAUGAGUGUUGGUUACCCCGUGAGCUACCACAGUUUUGAUGUCACUGAAAAAGAAAGCACUGCAGAAGGAACAGUGAAGAACAAAGUUGAAGAUCAUGUUGGAUUGGCCCCUAAACAUGGGUAUUGCCACGCAAGACCAAAGAGCCAUCUCGUCGAAUCUAUACUAACAUUUCUAUGCUUUCCACCCACCGCAAUUGUUGCAAUUUUCUUUGCUUUGAAGGUGAAUCGUUUCUACGAUGUCUAUGAAUAUGCUGCUGCUUACAAGGCCUCCAAAAGAGCCAGAACUUUCGCUUUCAUUUCGUUUUUACUCGGACUCGUGAUGUGGAUUCUGAUAUUGACAUUGUGGAAAGUCAGAUUCCGUUAACAUACGUGAGUCGUGUGUUACGCUUUUCGUGGAAAAUUUUCAAUAUUCUGUUUCCAUAAAAUGAUUAUUUAUUGACCGGCGAAAAGUACAUAUACAUGUACAGGUGCAAAUGAGUAGAAAUAUGAAGGAUAUUUUUUAAAAAAAGAAGAAGAAGGAACUGCUACAUUGUGUGAGAUUAAUAAAAUCUGCAUCAUUAUU
This is a messenger RNA of Ostrea edulis (European flat oyster), 833 nucleotides long. RefSeq lists its product as uncharacterized. Lineage: Eukaryota; Metazoa; Mollusca; Bivalvia; Ostreida; Ostreidae. The transcript has 3 exons. Gene Ontology annotation, cellular component: membrane. Bases 231 to 635 code for a protein of 134 amino acids. The record is from RefSeq and is a predicted model, not a curated record.